Molecule: messenger RNA, 1499 nt
Organism: Anopheles bellator
Lineage: Eukaryota; Metazoa; Arthropoda; Insecta; Diptera; Culicidae
Gene: Dph2
Product: 2-(3-amino-3-carboxypropyl)histidine synthase subunit 2
Exons: 2
Coding region: 1-1401 (466 amino acids)
Biological process (GO): protein histidyl modification to diphthamide
Molecular function (GO): 2-(3-amino-3-carboxypropyl)histidine synthase activity
Source: RefSeq, a predicted model, not a curated record
AUGGCUUCGCUGUUCAGCUCGAGUGAUAAUAUCAUCGAAAAUGACGCCAGUUCGACCGGUACCGACGAUCGGAUUGCGCUGGAAGACAUCUGGAAUGAGCACCAGCUCGAGCGCUGUGUGCGGUGGCUGGCGGAUAAGAAACUUGAACGGGUUGCCCUACAGCUGCCGGAUGCCGCCCUGUGCCACAGCGUACGAAUAGUGAAUGAUUUGCAAACCCUAGCGAACGGACCGGUGCGACUGUUCGUGCUCGGCGACACGUCGUAUGGUAGCUGCUGUGUGGACGAGAUUGCCGCCUCACAUGCGAACGCCGACGGGAUAAUACACUUCGGACACGCGUGCCUCAGCAAAGCGGUGCGUCUCCCGACGUUAUACGUAUUCUACCAACGGUCGGUUUCCGGAGAACGGCUGCUGUUGGAAUUGCAGACAGUUUUUGAGCAUCAGCCCGCCCGGUUCACGUGUUUUUACGACGUCUCAUACCAGCACGCUGUGAUGGGGCUGAAGCGACGGAUUGUGGAUCACUUUCCGAACGCAACCGUGGGCACGUUGGCCGAGUCCGACGAGAAACCGGAUGUGCUGUGUUGGAAGUUGCACGAUGCGCACACCACCGCCUGCCCGGCAGUGUACGUCGGGCAUGACAAUUUGAGCUUCUUCAACACGUGUGUUGCGAUCGGUGCCAGUCAGUGGUACCUGUACGACGCGUCGGCCACGGAACCAGUGCUUCGUAAAGUACAAAAUGCCGAAGGGGCCUGGCUGCGACGCCGGAGUUACGCCGUUGAGCGGUGCAAGGAUGCGACUACGCUCGGCAUCGUUGUGGGCACACUGUCGAUUGCCGGCUACUUGGACGUCGUACAGCGUCUGCAACGUCUGGCCAAGGCACGCGGUGUUCGUACGUACAUUAUAUCCGUAGGGAAAGUUAACGUGGCCAAGCUCGCCAACUUCGGCGAUCUCGACUGCUUUGUGCUGAUCGGUUGUCCGGAGAACGAUACGUUCGCAUCGAGAGAUUUCUACCGGCCGCUGCUCUCGGUGUACGAAGCCGAAAUAGCGCUUAACUCUGCCUGGCAGUGUCCACCGAGCGUAAAUUACACGACAAACUUUAGCGACCUGCUGCCGAACGGUCGACUUCACCGCGCAGAGGGACCGCUUUCUCAGGAGCCAGAUGUCAGUCUAAUCACCGGUAAAAUAAGGAACGUGCUACGUAAAGAGGAUGACUCAUCAGGGGACGGCAGCACAUCUCUUGAAAUAGUACGAAAAGGGAAAAACGAGGUGGCACAAGUCAGUUCGGCCGAUGUGUUCGCUGGGCGUUCCUGGCAAGGGUUAGAGCAACGUUUGGGGCAAGACACCCCGGCACUAAUUGAACCGGGCCGUUCUGGGCUUCCCAUUAAGUACCACGAUGUACCAUAGAUGAUGUGAAUUCAGGACAGUGCGAAGAAAGGAACAUUUUCUUCUUGCACUAUUCCUUCCUCUUAUACUUAUACGAAAACAAUAGAAUGCUAAUAUAU